Molecule: messenger RNA, 2198 nt
Organism: Capsaspora owczarzaki ATCC 30864
Lineage: Eukaryota; Filasterea; Ministeriida; Capsasporidae
Product: ATP-binding cassette sub-family B member 10
Exons: 9
Coding region: 246-2096 (616 amino acids)
Biological process (GO): transmembrane transport
Cellular component (GO): membrane
Molecular function (GO): ABC-type oligopeptide transporter activity; ATP hydrolysis activity; ATP binding
Source: RefSeq, a predicted model, not a curated record
UUCUCGCGGCUGCUCCGGGAGUGCUGCCGUCCCGCCGUUGCGACCGUCUCGGCCUGCCCGUCUCGACUGGAUCGUUCCGUCUUGCCUGUGUCUCUGCGAGCAUCACGGCCCCGGCGUUGUCUGGCCUGGGUCUGUCAGUGUCGCCUGUGAGCCGCUCCAUUCACCAGUAUGCCGCAGCAACGCCAAGACCCGGUCGCCUGUCUCAAGGCAUACAACCACUCAGUGCGCCAGUUCUGGCCAGCUCCAUGUUCCAAGCACAAGUUGGUGCAUUUGGGCCCGUGCAGUCCUUGUGCGGACCGUCAAGUGUCCGAUUCAAAAAGUAUGUUGUGCCAGCGAGCAAAAUCACCCAGUCCGAGCUGUCUCGAUUGAUGGGCCUAGCCAAGCCUGAGGCACGCACCUUGGCGAUUGCUGUUGGACUAUUGGUCGUGUCGUCAGCUGUGACCAUGGCAGUGCCCUUCUCGAUGGGUCGAAUCAUUGACAUUAUUUUCGCCGAAACGCAAGGUGGCUCUCACCAACGACUCGUCGAGUACACUCAACUACUGAUCGGCGUUUUCUUGGUGGGUGCCGCUGCCAACUAUGGACGUAUCGUAAUGAUUCAAAAUGCCGGUCAAAGUAUCGUGGCUCGGCUUCGUCAAAACUUGUUUUCCUCCAUCAUGCGCCAGGAUGUCGCGUUUUUCGAUCGCAAUCAGACUGGUGAAGUGAUCAACCGACUCGCGGCUGAUACCGUUGUCGUUGGCAAGGCAGUCACGGACAACGUUUCGGAUGGCCUGCGCAGUGUGGCGUCGGCGGUUGUUGGCAUUGGGAUGAUGGCUUUCAUGUCACCCAAGCUGACUUUGGUGGUUCUUGGCAUUGUCCCGCCAGUGUGCAUCGUUGCUGUGCUGUACGGCCGUUACGUCAAGCGCUUGACGCGUCAGGUCCAAGAUUCCCUUGCAAACGCGACUCAAGUCGCUGAAGAACGCAUCUCAAACAUUCGCACGGUCCGGGCUUUCGCCAAGGAGCCAGAAGAAGUGAAGCGCUACGACGGCCAUGUUCAGACCGUCUAUUCGCUUGGCAUUCAAGAGGGCAAGGCGCGUGGAAUUUUCCACGGAGCGACGGGACUUGCUGGCAACCUGAUGAUGGUUUCGUUGCUCUGGUAUGGUGGCCACAUGAUGGUGACCAACGAGAUUACCGUUGGGACUUUGACCUCCUUUUUGCUGUACAGCGCAUAUGUCGGCGUUGCUGUUAUUGGCCUCUCGCAAUUUUAUUCGGAACUCAUGCGGGGCUUGGGUGCAAGUGAACGCUUGUGGACCAUUCUCGACUCCAAGCCAACCAUCCCUCUGUCAGAGGGUCACAAAAUCCCGCACGAUCGCUUCUUUGGCAAGAUUGACUUCCAGAAUGUCGCAUUCGCCUACCCCACGCGGCCCGACGCCCCAGUGUUUAAAAAUCUCUCGCUCACCGUCCCGGACGGCAAGAUUCUCGCCGUUGUCGGCACGAGUGGCGGUGGCAAGAGCACAGUGGGCGCCCUGCUGCUGCGUCUGUAUGAUCCCGACAGCGGGAACAUCUUGAUUGAUAACUACAACGUGCGCGAGCUUGACGCCAGCUGGAUGCGCCAGCAAAUUGGUCUGGUCAGUCAAGAGCCCGUCUUGUUUUCCGGCACCGUCGCAGAGAACAUUGCCUACGGCCAUCCGUCGGCCACGAUCGAGCAGAUUCAAGAUGCGGCUGUUCAGGCCAACGCCCAUCGCUUCAUCACAGAGUUUCCAGAGGGAUUCAACACGAUCGUCGGCGAACGCGGCCAGAGCCUGUCUGGUGGUCAGCGUCAGCGCAUUGCCAUUGCGCGUGCGCUGCUCAAAAACCCACGCAUUCUAAUUUUGGACGAAGCCACGUCGGCACUGGAUGCGCAGAGUGAGCACCUCGUGCAAGAAGCGCUCGAGCGUCUCAUGCAAGGCCGCAGCGUCAUUACGAUUGCACACCGCCUCUCCACCAUCCGGAAUGCAGACACGAUCGCCGUGCUCGGCAAUGGCGAAGUUGUCGAGUCCGGCACCUAUGCUGAGCUCAUGGCGCUGCCUGACGGUCAAUUCAGGAAGCUAGUAGAGCGGCAGACAAUCUCUGCCAACUGAUCGAUUUUGUUUUGUGGUUUUUGUGCGACUUUUUGUGUUACUACGUGCUGUGUCUGGAUGACAAUUGAAAAGCUUGGAUCCAUGGAUCAACCUCGACUGGAC